Molecule: messenger RNA, 634 nt
Organism: Mauremys reevesii (Reeves's turtle)
Lineage: Eukaryota; Metazoa; Chordata; Testudines; Geoemydidae
Gene: PLA2G1B
Product: phospholipase A2 group IB
Exons: 4
Coding region: 112-597 (161 amino acids)
Biological process (GO): lipid catabolic process; phospholipid metabolic process; arachidonate secretion
Molecular function (GO): calcium ion binding; phospholipid binding
Source: RefSeq, a predicted model, not a curated record
UUGCUAUACUCUGUGAUCCCACAUCCACUGACAGAAGUCUUCAUUCAACAAUGUAAACACUGCCCUGUUAUCACACCUGUGUCAAGGUAAGGCUGCAAUAUAAAGAGACUGAUGAAGACCACAAAGACACAUUUUUCAUACCCUGCUGAAGGAAUGAAAUUCAUCCUGCUCAUUCUGCUGUUUUCAGUGGGUGCGGCAAAUGCCGCUACCACCUCCCGGGCUCUGUGGCAGUUCCGUGCGAUGAUCAAAUGCACUAUCCCAAGCAGCAACCCAUUACAGGAUUACAAUAACUACGGCUGCUACUGUGGCCUCGGAGGCAGUGGAACACCAGUGGAUACCCUUGACAGGUGCUGUCAGGUGCAUGAUAACUGCUAUUCUGAGGCCAAGGAGCUUUCAGCAUGUAAAGGACUUCUGGACAACCCUUACACAGAGCUGUAUACCUACAGCUGCUCAGGCACCACCAUUACCUGUAGCACAGCCAAGAACGACCCGUGCGAGAUGUUCAUCUGCGAGUGCGACCGCAAGGCGGCCAUCUGCUUCGCGGGGGCGCCCUACAACCCGGAGUACAAGAACCUGGACUCCGCCCUGUGCAGCUGACCGGCUCCGGCCCCGCGCAAUAAACCCUGACACCAGC